Exophiala aquamarina CBS 119918 is the source of this 1155-nucleotide messenger RNA. RefSeq lists its product as uncharacterized. The record is from RefSeq and is a predicted model, not a curated record. The transcript is spliced from 2 exons. Gene Ontology annotation, molecular function: U1 snRNA binding; mRNA binding. Gene Ontology annotation, biological process: mRNA splicing, via spliceosome. Gene Ontology annotation, cellular component: U2-type prespliceosome; precatalytic spliceosome; U1 snRNP. Lineage: Eukaryota; Fungi; Ascomycota; Eurotiomycetes; Chaetothyriales; Herpotrichiellaceae. Bases 1 to 1155 code for a protein of 384 amino acids.
AUGACGGACAAGCUCCCUCCCCAGCUCCUCGCCCUUUUUCAGCCACGACCACCCCUUCGCUAUAUUCCUCCCCAAGACUCAGCUCCGGAGGAGAAAGCUGUCUCAAAAUCCCAGCUCUCUGGCAUAGCCGCUUUCCUGCCGCAGCUCCAGGAAUUCAAGGACACCGAUGACUACACGCCGACCGAGUCUUGGCUUCAAAAGCGCGACAGAUUGCGACUAGAGAAGAAGCAUCGUCAGCUAGAGAUUCAAAAGGAGGAUUUUCCUCUGUACAAGCCAGCUGAUGACCCCAAGAUCAAGGGCGAUGCCGUAAAGACCUUGUUUGUUGGACGACUAAGUUAUGAUGCUAAAGAAUCAGACCUUGAGCGAGAGUUCGGCAGGUUUGGCCCGAUUGAAAGAAUCAGAAUAGUCAAAGACGAAACCCAACCUCAAAAAGGCAAAAAGGCGCACAGGGGAUACGCUUUUGUUGUCUACGAGCGCGAAAAGGACAUGAGAGCUGCCUACAAGGAAACAGAGGGCCUGCGCAUCAAAGAUCGAAGAGUCGUGGUUGACGUAGAACGAGGCCGCAUGGUACCUGGAUGGAGGCCAAGACGAUUUGGAGGUGGCUUAGGCGGCCGCGGGUACACUAGGCAAGCUCCUGCGAAGCCUAUAUUCGGCGCUCCUGGAUUUCAAGGCAACUUCCGAGGUGGCUUUGGCGGGCGUGGUGGUGGUUUCCGUGGUGGCUUCCGCGGCGACAGAGGCGGCUUUGGCGGACGUGGUGGCAUCGGCUACCAAGGAGGUGGCGGUUUUGGUGGUCGACAAGGUGGUUACCAAAGCGGGCCACCGCCUCCUAAUGCACCCAGCGGGCCCGGGGGAAGAGGUGGGUAUGGCGGCGGCGGUGCUGGUGGUGCUGGUGGUUACGAAGAUCGGAGAAAUGGUGGUUUCGGUGGAGGCCGGGACAAUCGCGGUGGAACAGGAAGUAACCGAGAUCCAAUUGGUGGCCGAGAUCGUGGGUAUGAGAAUCGCGACCGUGACAGAGACAGAGACCGAGACCGAGAUCGAGACCGCGACCGGGACCGAUAUGGUGGAGGUGGAGAUCGACGCAACGACGACUAUGGUUCUCGCAAGCGACAUCACGAGAGCGACGGGCAUGACGACCCCAGAAAGCGACGGUAUUGA